Molecule: messenger RNA, 1656 nt
Organism: Hyalella azteca
Lineage: Eukaryota; Metazoa; Arthropoda; Malacostraca; Amphipoda; Hyalellidae
Product: glutamate receptor ionotropic, kainate 5-like
Exons: 2
Coding region: 48-368 (106 amino acids)
Source: RefSeq, a predicted model, not a curated record
CUAAACAAGAAACGUGUCUAUGGCAGGAGGAAGCGAGUGGGGGCGGCAUGGCCAGUGAGCUGAACCUGAGCAACGUGGGUGGCGUCUUUGUGGUCCUCUUGGGGGGCAUGGGCUUGGCGCUCGUGGUCGCCAUCUUCGAGUUCCUGGGGGAGUGCAUCAAUAUUUCCAAAGAUGAUGAGAUCCCGUUUGUGAAGGUUCUGCGACAGGAACUGAGGUUCAUCUUCAAGUGCAAAGGUUCUACGAAGCCCAUCCGCAAGAAGGCGUCAGAAGCCGGCGACGACAUCGAUGACGACGAUGACGAACACGAGGAGACCAUCUACGGAGGUUCUGACGUGUACUCCUAUGGCAACAAGACGCCGAUUACUUGAUUUGCAGACGUGGCGUCAACACAUGACGUCACGACGUCUUCAGGAAAGUCUCAGGAAGCACAAACUUCUUCAGGAGUUUUAAAUAACGAUGCUAUACACCGUGCCAAAGUAUUGCUCAAGUGUGCGUCCGAAGAUUCGACGGCCGACCUACAAGAACUAAAAGAAGACGGGAGGACGGACAGCCGACAGAACCUCUUGAGGACUCAGUCUUUUAAAAUGAUCCCUUUGCCAACACCUAGAAGUCCGGCACCCAAGCCUGGAUUUAGGAAAAACUCAAUUCAACCUGAAAUUAAUUUUAAAAUGCCGUCAGAAUCGCUACAACGUGUCCCUGCUUCUGCGCCGUGCACCCAGUGUUUAGCUGUAAAUAGGAACGCUUCCCAAGGCGUUGUUGGACCUGGUAACGUUGGAAAGCUUUUCAGUGGCCUUCCUUUUGGGCCCGUGCCCGACCUAAACCAUACGGUCGGCACUGCUGAAUACCACACAACUCUUGUGCCUUCUUUAAGAAGAUUCAAUCAUCUUGCUGUCGGAUCAACAUUACCUAGUAACCAGCCACGCAAUUCUCGUUAUGCUGAACCACUCGAAGGAACAUGGAACAGCAGUCCUAACACCCCUGUUCACGGGCGUCGCGCAUGUUCGUCUCCUGACCAAGUUGUGUCAAAUCCUCACCACAUUCCUGCGUAUCCUCCGGUACAACUUGACACUUCUCAUUGUCCGUCAGACUGUCCCAACAGGAUUGCUCUGAGCGGUUCCUACUCUUGCGAAGCCUUACCAACCAGACCACCCCUCUCAAACUCCCCUUGCGUGGCACGACGCCUGAGGUUCUCUGCCGCGGGCAGUCCUCAGUUUGUCAGAUUCCAAGAUGAAAGUUCGGAGAAUUUGUCGCAAAAUUUUGAUUCUGGUAAAAAGCAAUCAAAAAGUUUGAGCUUUACUGGUGCUAGUUGAACCUGAUUUCCAAAUUUAAAUGGUAAUUCAUAAAUAAAAUUCAACGAUAAUGAUCUCCUUCAGUUACAAACUAAGUAUCAAAAUAAAUAGAUAAUAUCACAAGAAGUACUACGGUUUUACUUAUCAAAUACUUGCUUCCAAUGAAAGUUGAGUGAUCUUCAAAUUUUUUAAUUGCAGUCGGGACUUAACAUGAUAUCUUGGAUGCGGUCUACAACUGAAGUCCACGGAGUUUAAACGCAGCUUUUAAAUUACUCUAGCUGUGUAACACAAGCAUCGCUGUAUAGAAGGAAUAUUAAAAGUGUUAUAUUAAAAUCACUUGUGGAUAUCGAAAACUUCGGAAAAUUUC